Molecule: messenger RNA, 4024 nt
Organism: Trichoplusia ni (cabbage looper)
Lineage: Eukaryota; Metazoa; Arthropoda; Insecta; Lepidoptera; Noctuidae
Product: focadhesin
Exons: 19
Coding region: 378-4013 (1211 amino acids)
Biological process (GO): regulation of post-transcriptional gene silencing
Source: RefSeq, a predicted model, not a curated record
AAUAAACUUUGACAAAAGAAGUGAUGCUGUGUUGCCAAGGCACAAAGAUAUUUCGCAUCAAGGAAGUCUCCUUAAUUGAAUGUUUCAAUAACAGCUACGCAUAAUUGUAGAAAGUCGGUGAUUUCAAUUUAUUAUGCAAUUUAUUUUAAGUCCUAACUGCCUUCCCUUGCGGGUUAUUUGUUAUAUUUCACAGUAGACGUAGUAAGACCAGUUAGCGAAAAUAUUAAAAGAGAAGCUGGCAGUACUGUUGGUCAAUUGUCAAAAUAGUGUCAUCGUCAAACAAAAUCAAUCGCUGUCAGCUCCAGCUGUUUCGCCAUCGCCGGUGAAAAGUACAACUUUGUAGAAUAGAUUAGUUUUAAUAAGUCAAAUAAGACGAAAUGGACGAGAUUGAAUAUAAAUUAAAUACUAAUAAUAGCGUUCUUAUCGUUAAUGCCAUUGACAAGUUAAUAUCUACGAUUAAAUCGAAAUACAAACCAAUUGAACGUCAAAGAUUUGUUAACGAAAAUGAAGAGUUGAAGUUUUUGAGAGAGAAAUGUUCGUCGAAGGAGGCCAGAGUGAGCCUGACGGCGUGUCAGGGUCUGCUGGCGCUGGUGGAGCUCGGGGUGCUGGAGAUAGCGCACACUAUGUCCACAGUCGUCACCUUAUUACCGAGUGCACACAACUACUCAGCAAUAAUAUCAACAAUGGCUGGUCUCCUGAUCCUGGACCUGAAGGCCCGCCUGGUGCCUGGUCAGCAGUACAAGUGCCAAUUCUCUCUGAAGUCACCGCAGCAUCCAUUCAUCACUGUCCUGGAGAAGAACAAGGAUGCGGAGGAUGAUGUACUGGUCCAGAUGCAUGCAUUGUGUACUCAUCCAGAUUAUACUGUGUCAUCAAAUAGUCUAGAACUGCUCCGGCCAGUGUUCCUCUGGCUGACCUGCCACCCUCAGCGCAACUGCAGCAUAAGACCCUGGCAGCUCCUGCUCAGUCUCCCACAGACAACUGCCCAGUCUUCUCUCCUCUUAGCCUGUUUGAGCUGUCAACAGAUCUACAGCCCUGAGUCGAUCGACCGCUCCCUGUCCGCGUACAGCGCGGUGGCGGAGGCGGCCGUGUACCAGCAGCAGCGCGACCGCGUGCUCGCGCUGCUGCCCGCACUCGCGCGUCUGGCCGCCCAGCUCACUCACAUGCAACGCGACCCUCGCUCCUGCUACAACCUGAUCGAGCGCUGCUUCGCUCUGGACGCGCCGGAGUUGCGCGCGGUGGCCGGCAUCACGCUCAUGCUGCUCGCCGAGAACCUCACAGACACGUCCGCACUCUACCUGCACGAGCUGUUCAACUUGUGUUUAAAUAUAAUCAGCAAAUACGAAUACUCCGCAAUCUCCCUCAACGUUUUCGUCGCUCUCUCACUCCAAUGGCUGAACCUCCCGUCCUACCUCACGGCGGCAGCAUUAAAAGUAGCUUCCAAAAUCCUGGACACGUACCAGGACAACUACAAAGACGACGCGCGCCUCCACACACCUAACUUGAAAGCAAACAAGACAUUCCAAGCUCUGCUAUUCACAGACAGCCAUCUGUCAAUAGUCUUCAAACUAAACCAAAACUGGGAACGAAUGAGGGACAGUCCAGACAAAAUAAAGACCUGGCUGGAUUCCUUAUCAACAGUAAACGAAGAGGUCAAGUUAGAAUUGCUACCAUUCCUUCUCGGCAUGAUUUUGGAGAAGAAGGAGCCCUGGUAUGACGAAAUAGUUGUGAAAGUGAUUAAAAUUGUGGUGGACUUGGUUAAUUAUAAGAAGGAGGUGUCAGUGCAACUGUUGCCGAUCUUAGUGUAUAAGAUAGCUAGUGAUAAGUGUCCGAGUGUUAAACUGGAGUGCCUGAGGGCGCUGCCGUUGAUGGCGAAGACUAAGGAAAAUGUGCCAACCAUAGUAUCAGUUCUGAACAAGUUGAAAGCCAACAAGGGAGCGCCGACAUCCUUCCUCAUCAUGUUGUACACCACUUUAGCGGAAACUCAAGUUCGCUGUUUCCCGUACCUACAAGAAAUGUUAGUGGACUCUGGUGUUGGCAAGCCAGACGAAUUGAAGUGGGAGCUGGACAUUGCUAAAGCAGUCGCUGUUAACAGGAUCUGUGAGAUUCGCCCCACGAGCCACGGCCUGGAGCUGGUGUCGGUGAUCUCGGGGCUGCUGAACCGCUGCGGCGAGCGCUCGGGCGCGGCGGCCACGGCGCAGUGCGUGCGCAGCCUGGCGCGGCUGUGGCGCGGCGCCGCGCUGCAGCCGCACUCCACGUGGGCCGCGCUGCAGCCCAAGCUGGCGCGCGACAACCGACACGCUGUGCAGAUCAGUAUCUGUAAGCUUCUGAGCGAGGUUCCAUCACUCCGCGUAGCGACACCAGAAUACGACAAGCUGGUCUCCGAGAGUGUCCGCAAGCUGUGGGGCUACAUAGCCGAAGGGAACAGGCCCGAGCUGGUGGAGGCUGCCUGCGAUGCCCUCGCUACUUACAAGAUCGAUGAUUAUAAACUGAAGGAUGUUCCUGAGAUUUACAGGAAGACUGUAAAACUACCGGCAUCGUUUUGCAAAACACCAGCAGAUGCCGCCAGAAAACCUGAGGAUGUGCUUGACUAUGUUCCAUGCGAAAUCUGGCCAGAAGUGUUCAAAUACACGAACCAGAGCGCGUUGCCGGGCGUGCAGCGGCUGGCGGCGCGCCUGGCGGAGCGCGAGCUGCGCGCGCUGCGCAGCGGGGCCUACCUGCACGCGCCGGCCGCCGAGCCCGCCGGCCUCGCGCGGCUGCAGCCCGCCAGCGUCCUCAGGGGGCUCGUGGACUGCUUCAGGAGGCAGGCAACAAGUCCAUCCUACGAGUACCCGGACAUAGUCCUGCUGUCCAUCCUGGGCACCCUGAGCUCGGAGUACCCGAAGCCGCUGCCGCCGUUCGAGCUGAGCUUCCUCGCGGAGGUCCUGGCGCGCGGCGCGGCGUGGCGGCGCGCCGGCGUCACGCUGGCGGCGCGCCAGGCGCAGGUGGCCGCCUCCGCCAGGCGCCUCGUGGACGACUAUCUGCAGGGGGUCACGGCGGGGACUGCUGAGGAAUCAGACAUCGCCCUAAUGUUUGAGAUCCUACCUAUACUAUGUCGGAGUAUGCCGCCCAACUCACUGCGGGCGCCUCUCGAGCGAUGCCUCGCCGACUCCUUCGGGACCAUCGUGAACAUCAAGGCCAAGCCCAAGGGCACCGAGCAGUACCUGUUCGUUACACAGAUGGAGAGGAUCAGACAGUGCCUCGAAUGUGAUAAGAUACACGAUGCUAAUAGAACGCUACUGUCGCAGAUUGUGGAGAAUUACUUCUCAAUGAUUAAUGAUGAUAAUGUGGCGUGGCCAACAUUCGUGCAGACCUGCUGCAGUUUAUCCAGUAAGCACAUAGAGCGCAUGUCUUCGCCGAGCAGCUGGUGGGAGGUGUCCAGCGUGUUGCUACGUAAGGCCACGGCUGUGCGAUGUGCAAAGACUAAACUGCAUGACUGUGAUACUGCGCUCAACUGGUUGAAUGAGAUCAUUGAUGCACAGGCUACGCAGAUAACUGAGCAGGACUUCUCAUUACGCUGCAUGCUACCAGCGCUGAAGGCGGCCAAACCUGACGCACCCGCCACUAAGGAGUGGCUCCUACAGCUCAUGGGCCGGACACAGGUCGCGUUCAACGAAACCGAAGACAAAUCAGCCAAGCUGUACUUGUGCGACGUGUUCAUGCUGUGUGUGAUAGUGUUCAGCGGUCUAUGGGCGCUGGAGAUUGAGGCGGAGCAGGCGGCGAGCAGUCGGUCCGCGAGACAUGCCAUGUUACCUGCCGCGGCCGCUGUGCUCGUGCGCAGGGAGGCUUGGAAGGACUGUGCACUGCAGAUCUUAGAGUGGCUGAGUCACACCCGCAGCGUGGCGGCGGACGCGAGCACCGCGGCCAGCUGCCAGCGCGCGCUGCUGGCCGCGCGACACGCGCCGCACUUCGCCACGCACAGGAUAUGGACCAGGCUGGAAAGCCAUUUCGGUCGAGACAUUAUUAUUGAUGAAUAAUUUAACAAUUU